Molecule: messenger RNA, 1127 nt
Organism: Thamnophis sirtalis
Lineage: Eukaryota; Metazoa; Chordata; Lepidosauria; Squamata; Natricidae
Source: RefSeq, a predicted model, not a curated record
GUGGUUUUGAAAGGUGAUGCCAGAAAGCUAAACUUACAUGGGCAGACUUGUGCCGUCUGCCUGGAAGACUUUAAAGUGAAAGAUGAACUGGGAGUGUUGCCAUGCCAACAUGCCUUCCAUAGAAAGUGCCUUGUGAAGUGGCUAGAAGUUCGAUGUGUUUGUCCCAUGUGCAAUAAGCCUAUAGGAGGGCCCUCAGAACCUCACCAAAACAUUGGAAUUCUCCUGGAUGAACUAGUGUGACCAUCUUCCUGCCCACGUUUCCCCCCACCGCCCCACCGCCCCAAAGAGCCUUUAUUGACACUGAUUAUUGCCUUGGGAUUGUGGACUUCAACACACGGUCACAGUCUGAGAUUGUUUCCAAGUGGAUGUUAAUCUUAACCUUCUUAGAAGGCAGCGUGGACCAUUCCGAGUGCCAAGAUGGAAAGCAAGCUGGCCUUGUUCUCCAUCUACCGUCUGGGAGCCAUUUCUGGGGAAGUCUGAUCAGAAGUGCAUGGGAAUCUCUAUUUCGGAUUACCAAACAACGAAGGACUUGAAACAAGGAAGUCUGAACUUUCCCAGGAUGAUUGGUGAACAAUUGAACUCUAGCCCAGGUUUCCGCAGCUGGUUGUUGUGAUGUUAACUGUGAGAUCGAAGUCUUCCCUUUUUCUAGGACUUGCUGGUCAGAAUCCAUAAAUGGCGAUAUAGCCUCUUCGGUUUCUAAUGAGACUUUUCUUUUUAUAGUAAGUCAGCUCCUGCCAUUUGGCAAUCUUUAUUUCUGCUCCUUAGGGAUCCCUUCUGCAAUUUGAAAACAAGAGCUCUUGCUGACUUUGGCUAGGUCCUUCUCUGCAAAAUCUACAGUGUUUACAUAAGACUUAAGCAGAAAACCUCCCUGCGGACUGUAGAAGGGGCACCAGUCAGCCAACACCAUUCACCCAGCACAGCUGCAAAGAGCCCACCUUCUCCAAUAUUGUGGAGAAAGGGAGCAACAUUGUGACAUUUGGCUCACCCGUAUAGGUGGCAAAGUGAUGAAGGUAGGAGCAUGAAAACUCUUCUCUUAGCUUUCAGAUGAGUGGGACUAUUUUCGCAAGUGGCCUUUUAACUUUUUUUGCCUAUUCUUGUGUAGAAAAAUAAAAGUACUUUAUCUGAAA